This is a messenger RNA of Coregonus sp. 'balchen', 7615 nucleotides long. Lineage: Eukaryota; Metazoa; Chordata; Actinopteri; Salmoniformes; Salmonidae. The record is from the annotation of a GenBank genome assembly.
AUGGCGGCUGUCAUGAGAUUUGUCAACAGAAACCGUUUUGGUUCUAGAAUGGGUCAUCAAUGUUUAUCCUUGAGUUGUCCAGCAGCAGUGGCAAAAUCGGUAAGUCCAUGUGUUUUUCUUUUUCAAUGUAUCCUCAAUGCAGUGGCUUGCUUUUUUGACUAGCUACAUUUGAUUGCGAAUGAGUGCACUUUAAACAGAAGUGCCUGUUAGCUUACGUUUGAUAUCUAGCUACUACAGUACCAGUAUCUUUGAUACUAAGUUAGCUAGCUAUUUUUGUUAGAAUUGAUCCUAAAAGCCGCUUAUAAAAUGUGUGUGAUACUAUAUUUUGGUAUAACGAGCAAAGACAUAGCCAUAAUGCGAUAUGGUUUGCCUUAAUCUGAGCGUGUGUGGUUCUUGUAGUUACGUGCACUGUCUCAACGCUCUGUUGACAGUUUCAGGUUGGUGCAUCUGCAGGGAAACCUCUCCCAGAGAGGGUAAAGAUAGUGGAGGUGGGACCCAGGGAUGGCCUGCAAAAUGAGAAGGUAAUAUUCCACUUUAUUAGGAUUUGAUACUUUUAAUCAGUCCACCAGUGAAUUACAUAUUUUUGGUGGUCCAUUGCAUUGAGCGGGUGGGCGUGUCACUCAAACUCAUGAGGAAAAAGUUAGUCCUUCCAGUUAUGGGGAACUGGGUCAAAAGCCACCGGUUGCAGAUGUUAUUGUCAUAACUCAUGUCUCUCUCCUGUUGGCCCUGUCAGACUGUCGUCCCUUCUGAAGUUAAGAUUCACCUGAUUGACAUGCUCUCAGAGGCGGGUCUUUCUGUCAUCGAAGCCACAAGCUUUGUCUCCCCAAAAUGGGUUCCACAGGUGAGCUUACUAGAGUGAUUUGGGACCAUGAUUUGGGGAAUUUUUAUGAAAUUGAAUGCCAUAGAAGGGUCCUUUGGAAGGAUUGUUGACAUAUAUUUGACAUUCGUAUCUUAAUUGAGAAAUAAUUAAUUGAAGCCUCCUUUAAGACUCCAUAAUGUUUCAUCUGUAUGUGCUACAAAGGAAAAAGGUGUAUCAUAUGAAGCUUUACCACUUGCUCUGUAAUAUGAGUAGUAUUUUGAUUUCAAUAACAAAUUUCUUACAUUCAUAUAUGAAUAUUGAAAAAGAUAAACAUAAUUAUAGAAAAUAUAAAAAUGUAUAUUGUUAUAUAUCGAUAUAUUGUUGAACUAGUUCCAGAGUGGGAUCUCGUCUAGUUUUAGAGUUAUGGCCCAUUUUUAUACAGAGAAAUUGGCAUAGUAGGCAAUCACAGCCCUCCUUUUACUUUUAUUAUUUAUUUUGAAUUACCCUUAUUUUACCAGGUAAAUUGACUGAGAACUCAUUCUCAUUUACAGCAAUGACCUGGGGAAUAGUUACAGGGGAGAGGAGGGGGGAUGAAUAAGCCAAUUGGAAGCUGGUGGUGAUUAGGUGGCCAUGGUAUGAAUGCCAGAUUGGGAAUUUAGCCAUGACACCAGGGUUAACACCCCUACUCUUACGAUAAGUGCAAUGGGAUCUUUCGUGACCACAUAGUCAGGACACCCGUUUAAUGUCCCAUCUGAAAGACUGCACCCUACCCAAUCACUGCCCUGGGGCAUUGGGAUAUUUUUUGGGGGACCAGAGGAAAGAGUGCCUCCUACUGGCUCUCCAACACCACCACUUCCAGGAGCUUCUGGUCUAAGCAGGACCAACCCAGUUUAGCUUCAGAGGCAAGCCAGCAGUGGGAUGCAGGGUGGUAUACUACUGGAUUGUAUCAUUGCACAUCCUGCAAAUCACCAGCAGAGUGUGACCAAUUUUAAUCCAGUUUCACAUUCACUCUGUUGGUAACGCUUACAAAUUGGAUCAUAACUCAAACUAGCAGAGAUCCUACUUUGGAGCUUUGAUAUGCCCGUACAGUAAAUUAUGUUCAACAAUUUAUUGAAAAAUUAGACAAAUCAAAUGUUUGAUAUUUUCAAUAUUCAUGUUUAUGUUUUUCAAUAUUGAUACAUUGUAAGAAAAUUAUUGAAAUCAAAUACUGCUCAUAUUACAGAGCAAGCGGUAAAGCUUCAUUUGACACCCAUUUUUCCUUUAUAGCAUAUACAGAUUAAACAUUAUUAAACUCUUGCUGUUCAGGAGACUCUCAGGUAUGUUGUGGUGGACUGUCAUUACAAUUGCUUCACAGGAAUCUGGUAAAAUGAAGUUUGAAGUGUGCCUAACCACUGGAUCGGUCUAAAUGCACUGUCGGCACGCAGUGAAAGCUACUAACCACUUUUCGAGCUACAGUGCCUUCAGAAAGUGUUCAUACCCCUUGACACAACAUUUUGUUGUGUUACAGCUUGAAUUCAAAAUUAAUUAAAUGUAUUUUUUCUCUUACACAUCUACACACAAUACCCCAUAAUGACAAAGUGAAAACAUGUUUUCAAAUUUAUUGAAAAUGAAAUAUCAAAUUUACGUUGUGAAGGAAAGUUUUAUGUUUGUGCUUUUCUAAUAACCAAUUUGACAGGGUUCAUGCAAGUGACUGAUUGAUCGUGCCUGGGAGGAAUCAGUAUAAACAAUUUGGCAGUACGCCCAGAACAUUGUUUUGAGAACGGAAAGGGAUAUCUCAGUUUCAAGGUCUCAGCUUGAAGAAGAAGCCUCAUGAGGUAUUGGUCGGUCACAUGCAUGAACCAAAAGUUAAUGAUGAAUUAAUAAUGAAUAAUGUAAAUCAUGCAUAUAUAACUUGUCUGUGUAAGCAGUAUUUAAGAUAACUAACGGUACUGCCCCGAGGGAGCUCCUGACAGACGUGUACUACUUGGUGCGUUGAAUUUGUUGGAACCUCUCCAGCUUGCUGAUAAUAAAGAAUGAUUCAUUUAAUAUUGAAUUCAGGUGUUCCUGGUGUUAAUUUCCACGACAAUGUAUUCACACCCCUUUUACUAUGACACUCCAAAUUGAGUUCAGGUGCAUCCAAUUUCCUUUGAUCGUCCUUGAGAGGUCACUACAACUUGGAGUCCACCUGUGGCCAUUUCAAUUGUUAGGACAUGAUUUAGAAAAACACCUGUCUAUAUAAGAUCCCGCUGUUGACAGUGCAUGUCAGAGCAGAAACUAUACCAUGAAGUCUGUAGAUCUCCAAGAUAUAAUUUUGAUGAGGCAUAUAUCUGGGGAAGUUUAUAGUGUUGAAGGUUUCCAAGAGCACAGUGGUCUCCAUCAUUAGGAAAUUGAAAAAAUAUAGAACUACUCCGACUGCCUAGAGCUUGCCAUCCGAACAAACUGAGCAACCGGGCAAGAAGGACCUUGGUCAGGGAGGUGACCAAGAACCGAAUGACCACUCUGACAAAACUACAGAGUUCUUUGGCUGAGAUGGGAGAACCUGCCAGAAGGACAAGUCUCUACAGCACUUCAACAAUCUGGGCUUUAUGGGAGAGUGGCCAGACGGAAGCCACUCCUGAGAUAAAAGCACAUGACAGCAUGCCUGGAGUUUGCAAAAAGGCAUGUGAAAGACUGUGAGAAUAAUGUGAAAUAUUCUGUGGUCUGAUGAGACAAAAGUUUUACUCUUUGGCCUGAAUGCAAAGCGCUAUGUCUGGAGAAAACCAGGCACAGCUCAUCACCUGUCUAACACCAUCCCUGCCAUGAAGCAUGGUGGUGGCAGCAUCAUGCUAUGGGAAUGCUUUUCAGUGGCAGGGACUGGGAGGCUUGCAAGGAUAGACGGAACAAUGAAUGGAGCCAAAUACAGGCAAAUCCUUGAUGAGAACCUGCUUUAGAGUGCAAAUGACGUUAGAAUGGGGUGAAGAUUUACGUUUCAACAGGACAAUGACCCCAAGCAUACAGCCAAACCAAUGCUGGAAUGGCUUCAGAAGACCAAUGUGAGUCCUUGAGUGGCCCAGCCAAAGCCCAGACUUGAAUCCCAUGGAAAGACUUGAAGAUUGUUGUUCACCGGUGCUUCCCAUCUAACUUAACAGAGCUUGAGAAAAUCUGCAAGGAAGAAUGGGAGAAAAUCCCUAAAUCCAGAUGUGCAAAGCUAAUACAGACAUAGCCAAAAUGACUCAAAUCUGUAAUCGCCGCCAAAGGUGCUUCUACAAUGUAUUGACUCGGGUGUGAAUACUUAUGUAAAUUAGAUAUUUCAUUUUCAGUAAAUUUGCAAACAUUUUGAAAAACAUGUUUUCACUUUGUCAUUAUGGAGUAUUGUGUGUAGAAAUCGAUUUGAUCAAUUUUGAAUUCAGGCUGUAACACAACAAAAUGUGGAAUAAGUCAAGGGGUAUGAAUACAUUCUGAAGGCACUGUAACUAGUGCACACCGAUCAUAUCCUGGUGUCGACAGCAGAUAAGUUAGCAAUAUUAUGCAUAUAACUUAGCUAGCUAACAUGAGCCAAGCUCACGUUUAAAUUGCAUGAAAGCCAGUGAGGGCCAUGGCAAAAACCUGAGAUUCUUCUCUAAAAAAUGAUUGUGUAAAUGGUUAAUUAAUUGAACAGUGCACAGCCUGUUGAUGGAGUAUUUUUCUAAUACUAAAUUAUACUUUUGUUACAUUGUUCGCUAACUCAGCUGGUUAGCUAGCUCUGUCUCAUUGACCACCAUAUGUUGCUAACGCUAGCUAGCCACUUAAUAUAACUUGUUUUCUCAAAAUGUAUGUUUAGCCAAGUUAGCAAUGUUAUGAAUACAACUCCCAUCUGCUGUUAGUUCCAAAAGUGGUUAUAGCUUUGAUUACAUGCUUACAGUGAAUUCAGAGCCAUUCAGUGGUUCGCUAUACUACAAACAUAAUGUUACCAGGUUCCCGUGAAGCAAUUGUAAUGACAGUCCACUACAACAUACCCUAAGAGUUUCCUGAUUAGCAAGGGGUAGUCUGAUUAGCAAGUGGCCUGAGGGAACACACUAAAUGUAUUGGGUAAAGUGUUAUGAAAUGUAAUGUCAUGUAAUAUUUAACAUUGUAAAUAACUGCCUUAAUGUUGCUGGACCCCAGGAAGAGCUAAUGGGGAUCCUUAAUAAAUACAAAAUAGUCUGUUUUAAUUUCAUUGUGUAUUAGAAACACAGUUUGAGAUCAUUGUGAGGGGAUUUUGCAAGUGGAUGAAUUGGGCUUCCCGCGAAAAUGUUGUCCAAAAUUGCAACAAUAACCAAGGGUGGCAGGGGCUUAACGAAGGCUCAAUUGCAUAGUUUGUGAUGUGUCCUCAGAGACGGAAGAGGAAGCGAGACAUCACACUCCCUCAUUUCUUCGAGUUCAUAUACAGUCAGUGAACUAAGCAGACCAGUCGCAGCUGCUAAUGCAUCGGUGUCUAUGGGAGAGCUACCCCAUUAAGCAGACCGGAACCUUACCAUUUUUAAAAAUGGUAAACGGCUUGAAUGGGACAUCUUCAUUUAUCCAUCAUCUUUGGUGUCUUUUCCCCCCUGAUGGGCAGAUGGCAGACCAGGUGGAGGUAAUGAUGGGGAUCCACAGAAGGCCAGGUGUGUCCUACCCUGUUCUGACCCCCAACCUCAAGGGAUUCCUGGCAGCUGUAAGUUCCUACCUGGGCUCCAUGCCACUCUGCUUAUGUCACCUCAAUAUCAUAUCUAUACACAAAUAACUUAAAAACCAAGAAGUUGGAGUAACUCAUGUUUUGUGAAUUCCAUCAAGCCUCAUCAUACACUGUUGUAGAAGCAGUGUCCUAUUUUUAUACUGUAGGUAUCGAGCAAGUAUUUUGCUGUUUAUUUUCCCAGGUGAAGGCAGGAGCAGCAGAGGUGGCCAUAUUUGGUGCCGCCUCGGAGCUGUUCAGUAAGAAGAACAUAAACUGCUCUGUGGAUGAGAGCCUGCAGCGCUUUGAGGAGGUUACCAAAGCAGCCAAAGAGGCCGGCGUGCCAGUCAGAGGGUAAGACGUACUGACUGACGGAUGGACAAAGAAGCUGAGGUAGAAUAUGAGGAGCAAUGAUUGUUGAUGGAGACAAUCUGUGAAAUGCUGUAGGGUUGUUCACAUUUCUCUUAAGACGUCAGGUUGUUUCACUCCAGGGUAUGUCUCACCUCCUUGCUCUGUUCCCUCAGGUAUGUGUCAUGUGUGCUGGGAUGCCCAUAUGAGGGCAAGGUGUCACCAGACAAAGUGGCUCAGGUGAGUUCCUCUGACUCAGACCAUGCCCAGUAUUCUUUCACUGAGAACUGUCUUAUCUUCCCUUAUAAAUGUCAUUAUACUGCAAAUAGAUUUUAUUGAACAUUGUCAUAGAGCUAUAAACCUGCUUGAGAAUUUCACUUGUGACUCUUUAAUGCAGGUAGCCAAGCGUCUGUACUCCAUGGGUUGCUAUGAGAUAUCUCUGGGCGACACCAUAGGCGUGGGCACACCGGGUGGCAUGACUGAGAUGCUGGAGGCGGUGAGCAGGGAGGUGCCCGUCAACGCUCUGGCAGUCCACUGCCAUGACACCUACGGUCAGGCCCUGGCCAACAUCCUCAUCGCCCUGCAGGUACUGUUUAGACCCAGUUGGCAUUAGAUAGAACAUCGUAGCCCGCUCGCCUCGGGGGAAAACAACCCGUUGUUACCCCAUUGGCUCACAGCAAAAACGUGACAUUUUUCAAACGCAAUUUUCUUGUUGUCUGCUUGUUUUCGUCAAUUACAAAACUACAUUUAAGAAAGGUACAACAUGUCUAUGAAGAUUACAUUUCAACAUUGCCUGCUUUAGAGUGUUCUCACUUCUUCGAAAAAUGUGACGGCGCCAGUAGCCACGCGAGCGAGUGCUAGCUUGCUACCGACAAGAACAUUAAGAUAGCCAAGACCAACAACACAAACAAACAGACUAUACAGCUACAAGAGUGAGUGGAGUUAUAAAGGACUAUACUAAACAAGUUAAAUGACUUAACUGUGAUUAAAAGUUUUCUACACACAUAGCUACGCGUAGCCUACUUGGACACCGGGUCCCCACAUUUCCCACUCUCCCACCCCGAAUAGCCUGAAGCCACAGGGCUCUUCUCGCAGGCUCUAUUUCCCUACGUGGGAGCACUGCAAACCGUAGGUUGGGAUACCUGGUUACAUGUACUGUACAUUAAACAACAUACAACAAAAAAUGGGGGUAUGUUUUCCCCAAUUUGCAGGCGUUGUCGAGAGGAAUUCCUUCUUAUGACGUGAAUAUCGACUCGGAGCAUAGACCUGAAGCUGAGUGCAAUAUAGAGGACUCCUCUGAUUGCUGUAUGAAUAGUAGUGGAAUUCUACUGGCCUGCAUUUGAUGAAGAUGCUGUUUGAUUUUGCAGAUGGGCAUCAGUGUUGUGGACUCGUCAGUGGCCGGCCUGGGCGGGUGUCCAUAUGCACAGGGGGCCUCUGGGAAUGUGGCCACAGAAGAUGUGGUGUACAUGCUGCAUGGACUUGGCAUUCAGACGGUGACCGCUUACCUCUCUUUUUACCAGUCUCCCACUUUCACUUCCUCCCUCAGUUCAAUGGAAUCUGGCAAACUGUUACGAGAUAGUGUCCUACUUCCUCUGUAUUGAAAGCAUCAUUGUCAUCAGUGUUUACUAGAAACACAGUGUUUGAUCUGUAGGAGUCCCAGUUAUCUUUUUAAACUGGUCAGUGCACAUGUGAGAGUUCCCUGUUUGUGUGUGACUGUCCUCCCUCUCCCUCUGUCUCAGGGAGUGGACCUGCCAAAGCUGAUGGAUGCUGGAGCUUUUAUCUGUCGUUCCCUGAACAGAAAGACCAGCUCUAAAGUGGCCCAGGCCACCUGCAAACUCUGA